Molecule: messenger RNA, 1076 nt
Organism: Crotalus tigris (Tiger rattlesnake)
Lineage: Eukaryota; Metazoa; Chordata; Lepidosauria; Squamata; Viperidae
Product: C-factor-like
Exons: 7
Coding region: 127-903 (258 amino acids)
Source: RefSeq, a predicted model, not a curated record
GUAGAUCUCAUGAGGCAAAUCCACCUAGAUACCUGAAGUGAUGAAGGCCAUUUGCUCCCCAUAAUGAGAAGAGCCAUUUGAUACACACCUUUGAACCGGUUGGAAGCAGAAGCUGCAGUCCAGAAGAUGGCAAAGCCAGUUGAUUUCUCCGUUUUCAGCGUUCUGGUGACAGGAUCCAAUCGGGGGAUCGGUCUGGGUCUGGUGAAGAGGUUUCUGGAGCUACCCUGUCCUCCCAAAUGGGUCUUUGCUACAACCCUUGACCUGGAGGGAGAAGACAACAAGGAGUUAAGAGAGUUGGCUUGCAAAUGUCCGAAUCUAGUGGUCUUGCAAUUAGAUGUUACUAAACUUGAAAGCAUCCAGGCCACUCUGAAAGAAGUGCAGAAGUGUGUUGGAGAAGGUGGGCUGACCAUCCUGUACAACAAUGCUGGCACUUCGGCCUUCAACGAUCUGCAAACAGAAAAUGCCAAAGAUAUGAUGAGAGUUUAUUCUGUCAAUACCAUUGGUCCACUACAAAUGAGUCAGGCCUUCCUACCCUUGCUGAAGAAGGCAGCCCGGAGAAGCCCAUGUCAAGGGCUGAGUAGCAGCAAGGCGGCUGUUAUUAACAUGUCCAGCAUUGGAGGCUCAAUUGAACUUGUGGCUUUUUGGGACCAAUAUCAAGUCAUUGGAUACCGCUGUGCUAAGGCUGCUCUAAAUAUGCUUACCAAGUGCCAGUCUCUUGAGUAUCCAGCUGACGGCAUUAUGACUGUUGCCAUCCAUCCUGGAGUAGUCAAAACUGCUCACAACCCAGUUUGGGAAAUCAGCAUGGAAGAGAGCACGCGGGGCAUCAUGACGGUGCUGUCCAAGCUCCGUGAAGAAGACAAUGGGACCUUUCUGGAUUGGUUGGGUCGCCCAGUUCCCUGGUGAUCCACCAGUCUCUCCUUAAUGUCAUUGACUCAUAAUAAAGUGAGAAGCAAUAAAUAAAUCACUGAAUGUCAUGAAAAUCUUGAUUUUGUUUUCUCUUUCUUUCAGAAGCUUUUAUUUAAAAAAAAAAUAACCAAUAUUCUUCAUGUCUCAUAUGCAAUGUGAGAGGAUGAGGA